AUGCAAGGCAGUGGUAUGGGACGCAGUGGAAUGCAAGGUGGUAAUAUGGGAUACGGCGGUAUGCAAGGCGGUAAUAUGGGAUACGGUGGUAUGCAAGGUGGUAAUAUGGGAUACGGUGGUAUGCAAGGUGGUAAUAUGGGAUACGGUGGUAUGCAAGGCGGUAAUAUGGGGCGCGGCGGUAUGCCAGGUGGCAAUCCUGCUAUCAUUCGAGAAUUGGAAUCUGAUUUGUGGAUUGAACGAAAUAUUCCUGGUGGAUUAAACAGUAAGCAUUCAAGUGUUACGUUCACUUUUGCCGAUCGUACUAAUGUUAAAAAAGUUGUUGAUUUUUUACCUCACAUUGGUGUUGGUAGUCGUUAUAGAUUAUCACAACAACGACAAACAUCAUUGGCAUCACCAAAACAAUUAUUUCGUUCAGCAAAUAUGAUACAACAAUGUCACCGACGUCGAAGUUAUCACGAUUUAAAUCAAUAUUCAAUAUUUUCAUGGAUUAUAGCUGAUUAUGAAAGUAAAAAACUUGAUUUAAAUAAACAAGCAACUUAUCGAGAUUUAUCAAAACCUAUUGGAGCAUUAAAUCCUAUACAAAAAAAAUUUUUUGUUCAACGUUAUAAUAAUUAA
This is a messenger RNA of Rotaria sp. Silwood2, 615 nucleotides long. NCBI's taxonomy places the organism in Eukaryota, Metazoa, Rotifera, Eurotatoria, Philodinida, Philodinidae. The record is from the annotation of a GenBank genome assembly.